Panicum virgatum (switchgrass) is the source of this 637-nucleotide messenger RNA. RefSeq lists its product as uncharacterized. The record is from RefSeq and is a predicted model, not a curated record. The transcript is spliced from 2 exons. Lineage: Eukaryota; Viridiplantae; Streptophyta; Magnoliopsida; Poales; Poaceae. The coding region runs from base 114 to 404 and encodes 96 amino acids.
ACAUUAUCGUUUUACUUGUGAAGAACAACCCUGGGUUGCCUGCGUCAGGGUGCUCCGCCCCGCCCGCUUCCCUUCCGAAUCCGACUCCUCUUGUAUGUUUCUCACGUCGUGAUAUGAUUCGCGGCCACGGGGCAUUACAGGCUCGCCACCCGUCGCCGACGAGCAGAGCUAGGGAGGAGAAGGAGAAGAUGGGUGGCGGGAUGGAGGUGCACAAGAACCGGUGGAUCGAGGAGUGGAACGCCGGCCGCGAGAACCUCGAGUUCAACUUCCGCUGGACGCGCCGCAGCCUCGCCGUCGUCGGCCUCUUCGGCCUCGCCGUCCCCAUCCUCGUCUACAAGGGCAUCGUUCGCGAAUUCCACAUGCAAGAUGAGGUUGCAGGAAGACCGUUGAGGAAGUUCUUGUAACAUGAAGAAUUAUGCUCACUUUGUUUCAAGAAAUAAGUGCUUUUGCCAGAUCUUGGCACUUUUAACUUGCUUGAGAAACAUAAUAAUACUCAAUUCUCUGUAAGCACUUUAAGUUGUUGUGUGUUGCUCCCAGUGUUUCUUUGAGGAACCUAUGUACCUUCAAUAUGUAAUUGUUGUUGUGCUGGUGGGUUCUGGUUUUUCAGUAAGCUGGUGCACCCGUGCUUUGGUAAAAA